UUUAAACUUUUGUUUUCAAAACGCGUUGCUAUUUAACUUUGUUUCGAACAUCCAUUUUGAUAUUUUUACGUCGACAGUAGAUUUUUCAAAAAAUGCGGUUACUUAUACUUGUUUUUAUCCUAGCCAUCAUAAAACCAUUUGCGUCCGAAUUAGAUGCUCGGAUAGCCGACGUUGCUAGUUAUCGCCUACCUAGACACGUUUCCCCAUCACAUUAUGAUAUUCACAUCAAAACAUACUUGCCGGGUUACGGAUGGAAAGCUGAUGAAAAUAAAAUAACAUUUGAAGGAAAUGUUAACAUUUUACUCGACAUUAAGGAAACUACAGACAAACUUGUUUUGCAUUCCAGCUCGCUGAAUAUCAUCUCGGCAACAUUUCAAUCUGAUGAGCAAAAUGUCAGUAUAAGCCACUGGAACGUGCAAACGGAAUCUCAAUUUUUAACCUUUUAUCUAAACAAUACGGUUAAAGUUCAAUCAAGUGCUGGUAUACAAAUAAACUUCCAAGGAAAAGUUAGAACAGAUGGAUUAGGACUUUUUGCUACAAACUCAACGAGGGAAGAUGGAACUGUAAUGACAAACUUCGCCACACAAUUUGAAACGAUAUUCGCACGGAAUAUGAUACCUUGCUUUGAUGAGCCAGAAUUCAAAGCCACUUGGAAUGUAUCAUUGGAGCACCCAACUGGGUCAACUGCACUGUCAAAUGGUAUUGAAGUAGAAUCAAAAGUUAAUGAUGAUUGGAAAACCACCACAUACAAGAAAACAUUGAAAAUGUCUUCUUAUAUCUUGGCACUGUUUAUUGGCGAUAUUCAGUUCAAAGAAACAAUAUUAAAUAACGGCGUUCGGAUCAGAGUCUACACGGACCCAGUGAAUAUUGACCGAGUUGAUCAUGCAUUAAAUAUUAGCCGCAUUGUGCUUGAAGGAUUUGAAAGGCAGUUUGGAAUUCGAUACCCCAUGGAAAAACUUGACUUCGUCAGUGUGCAGAAUUUCAAAUUUGGUGCAAUGGAAAACUGGGGGCUUGUUAUCCACAAUGCAUAUUCUUUGAUCGGAGACCCCAUGGAUGUAACUGAAAUUGUCAUUCAUGAAAUUGCACAUCAAUGGUUUGGUAAUUUGGUCACAAUGAAGUAUUGGGAUCACAUUUGGCUCAAUGAAGGGUUUGCAAGUUACAUGACAUCAUACGGUCUCACAUUUCUUGAUCCAGAUUAUCAACGAGACACGUUUUACCUGAAUUGUCAGUUCAACCCACAAAUUAACGAUGGCGGAGUUUCUUUGAACUUUGGGAAAAAUUUGUCUAGCGUUAUGAACAAUGCGGCAACAGUUUACAUGAAGGGCUGCUCAUUUGUUCGAAUGCUUGAAAAUAUAUUUGGAACCGAAUACUUUAAUGAAGCCAUUAAGUUCUAUUUGGAAAAAAAUCAAUAUGAUAAUGUUGAUGACAACGAUUUGUACGAGGCUUUUCGCACUUCUUCUGAGACACUCGACACAAACGGAAAACCUUUUGAUAUCGAGAAGUUUGCCAGGUGUUGGACUCAUCAGAACGGAUUUCCAACGAUUCAAGUCUCCAAUGACAACGGCAUUGCUACGCUAACACAAUCCCACCUGUAUGAGCCUCAGUUAAUGUUAAACGAAUGCGAUUACAAAUGGGACAUUCCUAUUUGGUAUCAGGAACCAGGAGAAGCAAGAGUACAAAUGGCGUGGUUAAACAGAAACAGCACUAGUUUGGAACUUGUGGCAGAUGAUUCGGUUAUUAUCAAUGCAAACUCGAUAGGAUACUAUGAAGUACUUUAUUCCGACAAAAUGUACGAAAAAAUAGCCGAACAAGUUGCAAUAAAUGUUUCGAGGUAUUCCGUCAAUUCUCUUCGUCGAACGCUUCAUGAUGUUUUUCGUUAUUCACGAGACGGAUUGACUCCGUUUCACAAUGCCUUUAUCAUUGCAUAUGUUCUUGUAUUUGGAGAAAAUGAAAUUCUCCGUCACGAAUCUGUGUUGUACCUUGUGGACGCAGUUUACAAUACUAAUAACAAAAGUAUUGUAAAUAGUAAGGACAUCGAAACAGUAAAGGGACUUGUAAAUCAAAUCGAAAAUUUUGAGUUGUUUCCAAAAUGUGUACAGUCUCAAACAUUUUCGAGUUGUUAUCAAAAAAGAAUUCCACAAAAUAUAAAUUUGCGCGCAAUCAUGCAAUUGAAACUGAGUCAAAACACAAUGGAUCUGAUUGUGGCAUGGGCUGAAAAUGGAGUGAAUGAAGAAGCGAAAUUGGGACCAAAAUUGAUGCUUGGGUGUAGCACUAAAGAAAACCUCAAAAAAAUUUCUGGGAAGCUGGGUGGAAAACAAAUGAAAUGCAAUCUCUGAGCUUGGAAUAAAAAACUUUUGACAGAUGAAUAUAUAGUCUCAAUCUUAUCAUGUUUUAUGAAUAAAAUGUCAAAAUCUGAAAAA
Messenger RNA from Caenorhabditis elegans, 2420 nucleotides. It is a transcript of the gene R03G8.6, whose product is annotated as Aminopeptidase. The transcript has 11 exons. The coding region runs from base 93 to 2336 and encodes 747 amino acids. NCBI's taxonomy places the organism in Eukaryota, Metazoa, Nematoda, Chromadorea, Rhabditida, Rhabditidae. The record is from RefSeq and is marked reviewed. Gene Ontology annotation, molecular function: metallopeptidase activity; zinc ion binding. Gene Ontology annotation, biological process: proteolysis. Gene Ontology annotation, cellular component: membrane.